Notechis scutatus (mainland tiger snake) is the source of this 1505-nucleotide messenger RNA. RefSeq names its product glucokinase (gene GCK). Gene Ontology annotation, biological process: glucose metabolic process; intracellular glucose homeostasis; carbohydrate phosphorylation. Lineage: Eukaryota; Metazoa; Chordata; Lepidosauria; Squamata; Elapidae. Gene Ontology annotation, cellular component: mitochondrion; cytosol. The record is from RefSeq and is a predicted model, not a curated record. Gene Ontology annotation, molecular function: glucokinase activity; mannokinase activity; D-glucose binding.
AUGAAGAAAAAAGACUUUGAGACUUUGAGACUGGUGGAAGAGAUCCUAUCUGAAUUCCAGCUACGGGAAGAAGAUUUGAAGAAGGUGAUGCGUCGGAUGCAGAAGGAAAUGGACCGAGGCUUAAAACUGGAGACGCAUGAGAAGGCCUCAGUGAAGAUGCUUCCCACAUAUGUACGGUCCACACCAGAAGGAUCAGAAGUUGGAGAUUUCCUGUCUUUGGAUCUUGGAGGUACCAAUUUCCGAGUGAUGCUGGUCAAAGUGGGAGAUGAUGAGGAAGGGCAAUGGAAGGUGAAGACAAAACAUCAAAUGUACUCCAUUCCAGAAGAUGCCAUGACAGGAACUGCUGAAAUGCUCUUUGAUUAUAUUUCGGAAUGCAUCUCCGACUUCCUGGGCAAACAUCAAAUGAAGCACAAAAAGCUGCCUCUGGGCUUUACAUUUUCCUUCCCUGUUCGACAUGAAGAUAUUGACAAGGGCAUUUUGUUGAACUGGACAAAAGGCUUCAAAGCAUCUGGAGCUGAAGGGAACAACAUUGUGGAGCUUUUGAGAGACGCUAUCAAGCGAAGAGGGGAUUUUGAGAUGGAUGUCGUUGCAAUGGUCAAUGACACAGUAGCAACAAUGAUCUCCUGCUAUUAUGAGGAUCACAGAUGUGAAGUUGGCAUGAUUGUGGGCACAGGAUGCAAUGCUUGCUACAUGGAGGAGAUGGAGAAUGUGGAACUGGUAGAAGGCAAUGAGGGACGAAUGUGUGUGAACACCGAAUGGGGGGCUUUCGGAGAGUCGGGAGAAUUGGACGAAUUCCUCUUGGAGUACGAUCGUGUGGUGGAUGAAACCUCAUUUAACCCCGGUCAGCAGCUAUUUGAGAAGAUCAUAGGGGGGAAGUACAUAGGAGAGAUUGUACGACUGGUGCUGCUAAAACUGGUCAAUGAAAACCUGCUCUUCAAUGGAGAUGCUUCAGAAAAGCUGAAGACCAGGGGAUCGUUUGAAAGUCGUUUUAUCUCUCAAAUUGAAAGUGAUGCCGGUGACUGCAAGCAGAUUUACAACAUUCUAACCUCUUUUGAGCUGUUGCCCUCUGCAAUGGACUGUGACAUUGUCCGGAUGGUCUGUGAGAGUGUCUCCACACGGGCUGCCCAGAUGUGCUCAGCUGGGCUGGCUGGAGUCAUCAAUCGCAUGAGGGACAGCAGGAACGAGGAGAGGCUGAACAUUACAGUGGGCGUUGAUGGCUCAGUCUAUAAGCACCACCCCAGUUUCAAAAAGCGUUUCCAUGCAUCAGUCAGGCAACUCACUCCGGGCUGUGACAUCACCUUCCUGCAAUCAGAAGAAGGCAGUGGCCGAGGAGCCGCUCUCAUUUCUGCUGUAGCAUACAAAAUGGCUUGCAUGAUUGCCCAAUGAGAUGGACCAUGGAAGGAAGGCUAUCUUCAAGGAAAGCAUCUCUUCUUUUCAGUGACCCAGGAUGUGGUGUUUGGGAUGUGCCAGGAGCAGGACCAGUAGGAGGAAAUUUUUCCUGGGGA